Messenger RNA from Lathyrus sativus (Indian pea), 1104 nucleotides. NCBI's taxonomy places the organism in Eukaryota, Viridiplantae, Streptophyta, Magnoliopsida, Fabales, Fabaceae. The record is from the annotation of a GenBank genome assembly.
AUGGCAUGCAUGGAUAGAGCAUCUCCUGCUCUCAAACAAAUACUGCUCAAGCUGUAUCGUGCUGAGAAGUCCAUUGAGAUUGAUCAUCACUUAUACGAAUUCGGAUCAGUCGAAUACCAUGUUCAGUCUCAAGCCUCUAAUCCUCGAAUAGCCUACUUAUCAAUAUCAAUACCUCCUCUUUGCAAUGGAAUCCUACCAAAUGAUCUUUCUCCAUACACCAUUGAAAUGGUAAAGGGAAUUUGUCCUAAUGUUGUCGAGAUCGAAGAGCCUUCUAGAGAAGGAUUUCAGCUUACUUUGAAGCUUAACCUAGAUCAGAUUCCAAGAAAUAAAGACUAUGUCAAGGUUUUUGAGGAUAUUUCCUCGGUUCAAUCGGUUAUUCUGAGUUCACAGCUGAAAGAAAUAUUGUGGAACGUGAAUUCUGAUGAUGCGUCUCCGGGAAUGUACAAACCCAUCAAACUCGUUUAUCAUCCGAGAGAACCCUUCUUUGUCAUCAGGCAGCCACAGAGAAUCAUAGCAGUAUUCCCGAUUCGUUUCAGAGAGAAAUCAGAUAUCGUUAUUGCAACAACUUUCUUUCAGGAGCUUAUGGAUGUUGGAAAUUCAGAUAAAUGGACAAAGACACCCCCUUGCACCUGGUCAGCCAUUCCUCCACCAGAGUUGAGAGGAGAAGCUUUCGCGGAUUUGAGUACCAAUGGAGGGUUUUUCUCUUUUGAAAUUUCUUCUCGGCAUGUUGAAGGAAAUAGGCUAGACAAAACCGUCUGGAAUCUACUAAAUUUCAAUACCUAUGUUCGAAACCAUGUAAAGAGCACGAAAGGUUUCAUUCAUAGAAGGAUGAGGAAACGUUUGGAAAAUUUGGUUCAGGUUCUGCACGGAACAAACUCAGAAGAAAAUGAACAAGCCAAACAAGUAAAACAACGUCAAGGAUUUAGGUAUACAACAAAACUAGUAAGAUCAUCGAAACACACCAUGAAACAACGAUGGCGCACGUUGGGAAGAAAAAUUAAGAGAAUUCAUUUCCGACUUAAAAUUCAUGGAUUUACACGAUUUCGUCAACGUUGGUUGAGGUUCCCGAAAUUUUCUUCAACAAAAUAUACAAAACUGGAGUAG